AAGAACUGCUUUCUGUCACAUAUAAUAAAAAUGAACAAUAUAACGGGACGCAUUUGAAUUCAUUAUACCUUACCGGAUCAUUACCGACAUCACCAACCUCAACUGAUGCUGUAAUACCAAAAUGCAAGGAGAUUGUAAUUACAUGUGAAUCUCACGAUCAAGGAUGGUCAUCUUAUCCUCAGGACAGAGGUACAUACAAUAAUUCGUGGACAUGGGGAGAAGUUUCUAUUAUUACCUCAAAGCAGAACAACAAUUUGCAAGAUAAUAAUUGGCAAGUACAUAAACAGGAGUUCUUUUCAGAUCAUCCACUUGUACAGAGUCUGCAACUUGGUGAUAUUGUGGGACUUUGGAUUAGAUCUGAAUUUCCGGGUUGGUGUAAUUAUAUCAAGCAAGCUGAAGUAAAAUUGUAUUACACCAUCUAG
Messenger RNA from Dentiscutata heterogama, 422 nucleotides. The record is from the annotation of a GenBank genome assembly. NCBI's taxonomy places the organism in Eukaryota, Fungi, Glomeromycota, Glomeromycetes, Diversisporales, Gigasporaceae.